Hevea brasiliensis (rubber tree) is the source of this 2450-nucleotide messenger RNA. RefSeq names its product phosphatidylinositol 4-kinase gamma 4. Gene Ontology annotation, molecular function: protein binding. Lineage: Eukaryota; Viridiplantae; Streptophyta; Magnoliopsida; Malpighiales; Euphorbiaceae. The transcript has 2 exons. The record is from RefSeq and is a predicted model, not a curated record. Bases 477 to 2237 code for a protein of 586 amino acids.
UUUGUUUUCUUCUCAAUUGCUUCUCCCUUGUUCACGAGCACAAAAAAUCUUCUACGCCAUCGGUGAUUCAGAUUAAUUUAGUAAAAUUUAAGCCCAAUUUAACCUCCGGUUUCUCUUCCUUUCUCUUCGGUUCUUCCGGCUUGGUAAGGAUUUUUUCUCCCUUUCUUUUCUCCUCUUAUAUUGUCUAUCCUUUUGUAUUUUUCUACAUUUCUUGAUCUCCUAGCCGUUGACCCCCAAUUUGAUCUUUUCUUUGUUUGCGAUAUGUUUCGGCUCUGAUUUUCAGAAUUUGUUUCUGGGUUUCCUAUACUGAAGUUUCAGCAUUCGUCUUGUAGUGUUUUUUGAUCAUCUAUGUUGUAAUUAGAUGGUCAUUAACAAUGAAAAAAAAAUGUCUAAUUUCUUGUGAGCUUCUAUUUUGAACUCCCCUAAAAUCCAAAUCAGUUAUUGAAAUAUAAGUGUAGAAAAACAACGGGGGAAAAAUGUCGUCUGCUGGUGUUGCUGUCAGUCCAAUUCACAAUGGUUCUGUACUUCAUUCUGAUUAUGUCAAUGCCCAACUACUCCCCUGCUCUGAUGAGUUCAUCUUGAUAUAUCUCUCUGUUGGGGGGUCUAUGAUUCCAAUGCGUGUUUUAGAGUCUGAUUCAAUUGAAUCUGUGAAACUACGGAUUCAGUCCUGUAAAGGGUUUGUUGUGAAGAACCAAAAACUGGUCUGUGCGGGCCGAGAACUAUCAAGGAGCAAUUCCCUUAUCCGUGACUAUGGUGUCACUGAUGGGAAUGUUCUGCAUUUGGUUCUCAGGCUUUCCGAUCUUCAGGUUAUAAAGGUUAAAACUAUUAGUGGAAAAGAAUAUACCUUUAUUGUGGAGCGAGGGAGACAUGUUGGGUAUGUGAAACAACAGGUUGCAAAGAAGGAGAGGGAGUUUGAUGACCUUGAUCAGCAAGAGGUUGUUUGUGAUGGUGAACCGCUUGACGAUCAAAGGCUUAUUGAUGACAUCUGUAAAUAUAAUAAUGAUACUGUGGUUCAUUUUUUGGUGAGGAAAUCUGCAAAGGUUCGGACGAGGCCUGUGGAGAAGAAUUUAGAAUUGUCUAUUGUGGCACCACAGUUGAAUGAUGAAGAGAAUGUCAGAAGACAAUAUGUUGUUGGUGAAGGGAAUGAUGGGAGAAGUUAUGAAGUUACUGUACCAAGAAAGCCUUCUGAUAGAGAUUUACUAUUGGAACCUAUUGUUGUUAAUCCCAAAAUUGAAUUGCCCUCUGUGAUUUGGAAUAUGGUAAAUGCUACCUUUGAUGGAUUGGAGGGUGGAAAUAGUCCAAUCAGAUCUAUGGAGGGUACUGGCGGUGCUUAUUUCAUGCAGGAUUCUUCUGGACAGAAGUUUGUUUCUGUUUUCAAACCGAUUGAUGAGGAACCAAUGGCUGUGAACAACCCUCGUGGGCUGCCAUUGUCUGCUGACGAGGAAGGGUUAAAGAAAGGUACAAGAGUUGGAGAAGGAGCUUUUAGGGAAGUUGCAGCUUAUAUUUUGGAUCAUCCAGAGAGAGGACGCCGAUCUUUGUUUGGUGAUGAGAAAGGCUUUGCUGGGGUUCCACCUACAGUUAUGAUCAAGUGUUUUCAUAAAGGGUUUAACCAUCCAGAGGAUGUGGCUGUCAAGAUUGGCUCCUUGCAGAUGUUCGUGGACAACAAUGGAAGUUGUGAAGAUAUGGGUCAUGGGGCUUUUCCAGUGAAGGAAGUUCAUAAAAUCGCUGUGUUGGAUAUAAGAAUGGCAAAUGCAGAUAGGCAUGCUGGGAAUAUAUUGUUGAGCAAAGAUGCAGAAGAUGGACAGACUGUGCUGAUUCCAAUAGAUCAUGGAUACUGCCUCCCUGAAAGUUUUGAGGAUUGCACAUUUGAUUGGCUCUAUUGGCCUCAAGCUCGUCAUCCUUUUGACUCUAGUACUGUUGACUAUAUAAAAUCAUUGGAUGCUGAAGAGGAUAUUGCUCUUCUCAAGUUCCAUGGAUGGGACAUGCCAGUAGAAUGUGCAUACACACUUCGCAUCUCCACCAUGCUUCUGAAGAAGGGGGUGGAGAUGGGGCUCACACCUUUUGCUAUUGGAAGAAUAAUGUGCAGAGAGACCUUGAAGAAGGUAUCUGUUAUUGAGGAGAUUGUCCAUGAAGCACAGGAUUCUGUUCUUCCUGGCACAGGCGAAGUUGCAUUCCUUGAAACUGUAUCGCACAUCAUGGAUCGUCGCCUUGAUGAGAUUGCCAGAUCUCUAUCUUGAUGGACUGCUAAAUUUUGUGGAUAACAUGUUUAUAAAUGUGUACAUGCACAUUCGUUAUCGUACAUGUGCAUUUGUGGCAGGGAUGCUCAAUUGUUCCUAUAGUUUGUUUGCAUCUGAUUUCCUAUUCUUUCAUAUGAUUAUUGGUAGAUUUUUUUUUAAUUUGAUGGAACUUGGAACCUAGUCUUUUUAUCAUGAAUGUGGUUGGCUUCUAAA